This is a messenger RNA of Entrophospora candida, 2358 nucleotides long. NCBI's taxonomy places the organism in Eukaryota, Fungi, Glomeromycota, Glomeromycetes, Entrophosporales, Entrophosporaceae. The record is from the annotation of a GenBank genome assembly.
AUGACAAAGCUGAUUGUAGUGGCAAUUAUUGACGAUUUACAACAAGAAUAUACUAGAUCAUCAAAAUUAUGUGUUUGGUUUCCAAGAACAUGGUGUUUAAAAAACUUCAUCAAACCAAAUCAGAUAAUAUCAAUAUCUUUGAUCUCUCCAAAAAAUGUUAACGACAAUAAUUCAAUAAAUAAAAAAUGUUAUCAUUAUGCAUCAGUCAAAUUUUAUUCAAAACGUUCAGAAUUAUUUAAAUCAAAUAAUUUAUUUCCUAAUCAAUUAAAAUUCCAUCUACCCACGACAACAAUCGCUUCUACUUCUACUAUCGAUAAUUUAUCACAAUUGAUGAAUAAUUUGAAUAUAAGUUCUUCUUCUUCUGCUCCAUUGGAUGUAAAUUCUAAAAUAAUGGAAAAAGAGGGUGAAACUGAAAUUGUUAUUUCAAGAUCUUUAGCUUGUAAUUUAGGUGUUUGUUCAGUUCAAGAUAAAAUUGAUAAUAUAAAAUUUCCAAUUAGUUUUAUCUUUGAAAAAAAGAUAGACAAUAUUCCAAUUGCAACAGAAGUGAUUUUAUCUAAACUAUCAUCACCACCAUCAACGCUGCCGUUAGGAACUCGAUUUAAACGGAUAAACUAUUAUUUUAAUCAAGAGAUUUUCAAGAGAGCAAAUCUUGGGUCAAUUGUAUCACGUGAUUCGAUUAUUUAUCAAAAUGGAUGUAAUGGAAUACAACUUUAUAAAGUAUCAAGAGUGAAUUCUUCUUUUAUUUUGACUGAUCCAGCUGAUUCUGUUGCAAGAAUUGCAGAAUCAACCAAAUUAGAAAUUAAUGUAAAUAAUAAUAAUAAUGUCGACGUUGAUGAUUUUAGAUUAUUGUUGAAUGGUUUCCCGGAUAAAUCAAAAUGGGUCAAAGAUAUUGUUAAUGAAAUUGGCGGCUUAGAUGAUGUGGUCACAAGCAUUAUUGAUCAAUUAUAUACAUUUGUGAUUACUGCAAUCAGUGCUAACAAUCAGGGUUCAAAAAAAAAUGUUUUCAAGAGGAGUAAAGGAAUUUUGUUAAUAGGAAAACCUGGCACAGGAAAAACAUCAUUAGCCUUACGUAUUGCGGAAACUUCUAGAUUGCCAUAUCUGAUAAUUAAUUGUCCUGAAAUAUUUAAAUCUGACGAAGGCAUAGUAGAAAAUAGGUUAUAUACAAUGUUUGAAUCAAUGAUGACGAUAAAUCCAGUUUCUAUUAUUAUAAUGGAUGAAAUAGAUAUAAUAUCUGAUAACUCUGCUAUUGUCAAUUCAGGUGUUGAAAUGAAAUUAUUUUCAGUUCUUAUAAAAAUUAUUGAUUCAAUUAAUGAAGAUAAUUAUUGUGAUGGACUUGAAAAAAAAGGACAAAUAUUUGUGAUAGGCACAACAAAUAGAUUUCAUGCCGUUAGUAAUAAAAUUUACCGUUCUGGUCGAUUAGAUCGUAUUUAUGAGUUAAAUAUAAAAACAUCUCACCAAAGAUAUAAAAUAUUGGAAAUAAUUACAAAAAAAAUUCCAUUUGAAAAAGGGAAAAAAAAUUUAAUUUUAGAAAAAAUUAGUAAAACUACCCAUGGGUUUGUUGCAGCAGAUUUACAAUAUUUGUGUAAACAAAUUCUUUCAGGUGCAAAAUUUUCAGUCGAUUUGAAUGAUUUUUAUGAAUCCUUAAAUAUAGUCAAACCUUCAAAUUUGAAUGAAUUCCAGACAAAGUUAUCAAUUAUAGAACCAUUUAAUGAUCCUAAUAAUGAAUUCUUUGAUUUUGGUAUUUCAGCACCAAAUGGGGUUUUAAUUUAUGGUCCACCUGGAGUAGGCAAAACUAUGUUAUGUUGCGCGAUAGCAUCUGAAAUUGAAAUAAAUUUUAUAUUAAUAGAGAGUUCACAAAUAAUAUCUAAAUUAGUUGGCGAAUCUGAAAAAAAUAUUUCAAAAAUAUUUUCAUAUGCAAAAUCCAAUUCACCUUGCAUUCUAUUUAUUGAUCAAUUUGAUAUAUUGGCACAAUCCCGUGGAAUAAAUUUUACCACUGAAAAUACAUCCGAAAGGAUCGUGACAAGUUUUUUAACAGAAAUGGAUGGAUUUUUCACUAAUAAAGCUGAAGACAAGUACAAAGUAUUAGUAAUUGCAGCUACAAAUCGACCUGAAGUUUUAGAUUUGGCUAUUUUAAGACCUGGGAGAUUAGAUCAACAUAUUUAUAUUCCGCCCCCCAAUAACAAGGUUCUAUUUAAUUAUAACUGCGCAGAUCUGGAUAAUUUAUGCCGUGAAGCAGCAUUAAUUUGUCUUAGAAAAAAUAUUAACAACGAUGUGGUUACAUUCGAUUGUUUUGAAGAGGCGUUAAAAUUUUCUGAUCCGUCAUUACUUAAUUAUCAACCCAUGCGCCCAUUCGCAUGA